AUGCCAGCUCCAAGAACAGAUAUUGAGUCUCCCAACGAGGAAGAAAAGUCGGCAUUCCGGCGCAAUUCCAGCAAUGGCGAUGACUCUGACAACUUCACCAAUGAGCGCAAGCCUUCUACGGCUGCCCUUCUUCGGAAUCCUCUCGUUGGAAUGACCAGAGAUCAACUUCUUGCCGAUGUUGAUGCAUUUGUUGAAGAAAAAGGUCUGACUGACAAUCGAGACGACUUUCGAAAGGGUGCGUUGAUCGCACAGGUUAUGAACACCAAAGAUGGCUUCGAACAUAUUGAUAUCCUCAACGAGGAAGAGAAAAGCAUACUAAGACGGGAAGUCACUAAUAGAUGGAGUCAACCGUUCAUGCUUUACUUUCUCUGCACUCUCUGCGCUGGUUCGGCCAUUGUCCAGGGAAUGGAUCAAACAGCCGUUAAUGGCGCUCAGGAAUUCUAUUACGAAGAGUUUAAUCUGAGAGACCCUUUGCUACAAGGUCUAAUGAAUGGCGCUCCGUACCUCUGCUCCGCUCUCAUCGGGUGCUGGACGAAUCCAAUUCUGAACAAAAUUGGCGGUCGACGAUUCACCAUCUUCAUCUCGUGCUUCAUGUCUGUAGUCACCGGCAUUUGGAUGGCAGUGGCUGAUUCUUUCGGCAACCUGCUCGCCGCUCGAUUUAUGCUUGGGUUCGCCGUUGGCGCAAAGUCUAGCACUACACCCGUGUAUUCUGCUGAGUCCACGCCGAAAACUAUCCGAGGAGCUCUCACCAUGAUGUGGCAGAUGUGGACAGCAUUCGGAAUCUGCCUUGGAUUCGUCGUGUCAGUUGCCUUCCAACAUACCGACUUCUUGGGAGAACACUCGCAAUGGCGGUGGAUGCUUGGUUCUACGUCUAUUCCGCCUCUUAUUGUCAUGCUUCAAGUAUAUUUUUGCCCGGAAAGUCCGAGAUGGUAUAUGGAGAAAGGGAAAUAUGACAAGGCGCUUAGAUCGAUGCUUCGUCUGCGACAUCAUCCCGUACAGGCGACUCGCGAUAUGUACUAUGCGUACAAGCUUUUAGAGAUUGAAAGAAAAGAAAGACAGGGUAGAAAUCUGUUUAAAGAGUUUUUUACUGUUAGAAGAAAUCGCCGUGCUGCUCAAAGCGCAUGGUUUACCAUGUUUAUGCAACAAUUCUGUGGAGUCAACGUCAUCGCCUAUUACUCUACCAGUAUAUUCCAAAAUGCCGGGUACGAUCGCUCUCAAGCUCUGCUGGCGUCUAUGGGUGGUGGCCUGAUCAACUGGAUCUUUGCCAUUCCCGCAAUUUACACAAUCGACACUUUCGGACGUCGAAACCUAUUGCUAACCACUUUCCCACUAAUGGCGUUGUGUCUUUUAUUCACCGGAUUCUCAUUCUUCAUCCCCGGUCGCGCCCAGCUGGCAUGCGUCACGACGGGACUCUACCUGUUCAUGGUUGUAUAUUCCCCAGGCGAAGGUCCCGUACCGUUUACAUAUAGUGCUGAAGCAUUCCCUCUCCACAUUCGUGAUAUUGGCAUGUCUUCUAGUACAGCAAUCACAUGGGGCUUCAACUUCAUCAUCAGCUUCAGCUGGCCGGCUCUUGUGGAGGCUUACGGGAACACCGGGGCGUUCUGCUGGUAUGCGGCGUGGAACUUGUUCGGCUGGGUCUUCUGCUACUUCUUCCUACCGGAGACGAAGAACCUUACUUUGGAGGAGCUGGAUAGCGUGUUCAGCAUGAAGAAUAGAGAGCACGGUGGGUACUAUCUCAGGAAGUUACCGUGGUAUCUCAACAAGCAUGUUCUUCGGCAGGAUGUUGCUUCUUUCCCGCCGCUGUAUCAGUUUGCAGAGGACCAGGCGCCCCCAAAUGACAAAACUGAGCCGAUUGCGCAACAUAAAGAAGUUCCUUCUGGGGCGCAUUCGACUUAA
Molecule: messenger RNA, 1896 nt
Organism: Pochonia chlamydosporia 170
Lineage: Eukaryota; Fungi; Ascomycota; Sordariomycetes; Hypocreales; Clavicipitaceae
Product: sugar porter (SP) family MFS transporter
Exons: 5
Coding region: 1-1896 (631 amino acids)
Biological process (GO): transmembrane transport
Cellular component (GO): membrane
Molecular function (GO): myo-inositol:proton symporter activity
Source: RefSeq, a predicted model, not a curated record